Molecule: messenger RNA, 1278 nt
Organism: Prosopis cineraria
Lineage: Eukaryota; Viridiplantae; Streptophyta; Magnoliopsida; Fabales; Fabaceae
Product: probable 2-oxoglutarate-dependent dioxygenase AOP1
Exons: 3
Coding region: 103-1047 (314 amino acids)
Molecular function (GO): dioxygenase activity
Source: RefSeq, a predicted model, not a curated record
CCAUGUAUAGUUAUAACACAACAGCGAGCUAAUCGUAUAAGAUUUGGAGGCACAGAAACUUUUGACUUGUGAGGAUACUAAGAAACUUAGCGAAGCCAUAUCAUGGGAUCCGAAACAGAGUGUGAGCUUGGCGUGGUAAAUUUCAGCGACAAGAACAUGAAACCUGGUUCAAACGAAUGGGCUUCAGCCUGUCGUGUAGUGCGUCGUGGACUGGAACGUGAUGGCUGCUUCAUUGCACUCUACGAUCAAGCGAGUCCAGGGCUCUGCAACUCAAUGAUAUCUGCGAUGGGCCAGCUGUUUCAUCUCCCUUUAGAAACCAAGAUGCAAGAGACCAGCCCCAAGAUUUUCCACGGCUAUUAUGGCCAAUACUCUUUGCUUCCUCUCUACGAAUCUCUGGGCAUCGACGAUCCUCUGACCAUGGAAGGAUGCCAAAAGUUCGUUCACAUCAUGUGGCCUCAGGGAAACGAUCGUUUCUGUGAAAUAGUUAAUGAGUAUGCGAGGGUGGUGGGAGAAAUUGACCGCUUGGCGUAUAGAAUGAUGUUUGAGAGCUACGGUCUGGAUCAGGAUGCGUGCGAUUCUUUGGUGGAAUCAAACAACUAUCUGCUUCGAUGCUUCAAAUACAGAAAACCAGAGAUGCAAGAGACAGAUUUGGGAAUCCAUGCUCACACCGAUAUGAGUCUGUUUAGCAUACUUCAGCAGCUCAAUUUCGAUGGCUUGGAAGUCAAACCAAAGGAUGCGCAGAAUUGGAUUAAGAUUGAAGCCUCACCCUCCUCCUUUGUUGUCAUGGCCGGCGACGCACUCAAGGCGUGGAGUAAUGGGAGGGUUCAGGCGUGUGAACACAGAGCGAUGAUGAAGGCAGAGAAGACGAGAUACUCGAUGGGACUAUUUUCGUUUGGGGGGAAGACAAUAGAGGUUCCGGAGGAGCUAGUGGAUGAGAAGCAUCCAUUACUUUAUAAACCCUUCGACCACUAUGAAUUCCUUCGCUUCUGUCAGACCCACAAAAUUCAGCAAUCUGAUGCUCGAAUCACUUCUUAUUUCGGGCUGUAACUUGCCACUUCCCAAUAAUACAGAGGAAGCUAUUUUAUCUAUCACUACUCCAUUUCUUAUCCAGCAUAUUCAUCACUCUGAAUUAUGCUCUUCCAUUUGUUUGUUUGUUUGUUCCUGGAUUUACAAUUUCAAGUCGUGUGCGUAAUUAAGGGCGCAACAGCUUAGCAUCUGCUGUUGAGUCAUGCUGUAUUGGAAACAAGUGUUUGUUAAGAAAAUUCUCUUAUUUCGUUA